Daldinia childiae is the source of this 666-nucleotide messenger RNA. RefSeq lists its product as uncharacterized. The record is from RefSeq and is a predicted model, not a curated record. The coding region runs from base 1 to 666 and encodes 221 amino acids. The transcript has a single exon. NCBI's taxonomy places the organism in Eukaryota, Fungi, Ascomycota, Sordariomycetes, Xylariales, Hypoxylaceae.
AUGCGCGAGCAUUUCUCUGUCAGGAGAUGGGGUUUACAUCCACGCCCGCCUGCCUUGGAGUCUGAUCUCGUACAUAACUUCGUCAAUGACUUAAAGGGCUUUCCUAAUCUUCGGAAUGUUACUCUCACGCAGCAGACUCUCUGGGAGCCGUGGUUCAACGCGUGUCCGGGAUUCGAAAAUGAACGCAGCUUCUGCGACGAGAUGCGCUUAAUCAACAUGCUGCCCCCCUCCAUCGAGUCCUUCGCGCUCUACGACGUCACACCAGAUUUCCUACCGUGCCUUUUUGAAUUGGCGCUGCACGUAGCCAGCGGGUUGGGAUUCCAGAACUUGAAGGAGGUCACCUUGCGACCGUCGCCAAAUUUCAUCCGACAGCUCAAGCACGCGAGAUGUCACCAGGACGACCCUCACCUGCAGUUCUUUGACGAGCAUGAUAGAUCUUGCCGUCUGGAUCAGACGCUUUUACCUCGCUGGGGAGCAAUCGGCAUGAUGUUCAAGAGCAGCGGAGUGCGGGUUGAUGCCGCCCUCGAGGUGCACCCGCUUGACACUGAGGACCCGGAGCCUCUGCAGCGACAACGCGAGUUACAGCACUGGUGCGAUAAGUGCCACUUUGAUUCUUCUGUCUGUGUUCAUCGGGAGCCGGGGCUUUUUGACGUCUACGCCAAUUGA